UCAACAAACAGAAAUUUUCUUGGUUGGUUGGGAUGCAUAUGUGGUAUUCACUUCAACAUAAAUUUAGUCUUCUGGACUAGAGGUUGGGCAGGAUUGCUUCCAAGCUCACUUUGCAUCAAAUAGUACCUCAUCAACUUUGGCAAACUACUAGCUUUCUCUACUAUCUUUUUCCUUAUUCUGCUUCUUUGGAUGGAGAGUAUGAACCGCCGCCGCCGCCGGAAACAACCUAAAAUUAACAGUUCUGAGUCUGAAGAGGUCAGUAGUAUUGAAUGGGAGUUCAUAAACAUGAGCGAGCAAGAGGAAGACCUCAUUUACAGAAUGCAUAGACUUGUUGGUGAAAGGUGGGAUUUGAUAGCUGGAAGGAUUCCAGGCCGAAAAGCAGAAGAAAUAGAGAGGUUUUGGAUAAUGAAACACCGCGAAGGGUUUGCUGAAAACGGAAAAUUGUAUAACGAAGUGAAGUCUAGGACUUCUAGUUGAGCAUUAACUUGUAAUGGUUUUAAACAGUUUUUUACUUAAUUUUGUUGAUUGUUUCCUUCUGUA
Molecule: messenger RNA, 540 nt
Organism: Populus nigra (black poplar)
Lineage: Eukaryota; Viridiplantae; Streptophyta; Magnoliopsida; Malpighiales; Salicaceae
Product: MYB-like transcription factor ETC3
Exons: 3
Coding region: 190-477 (95 amino acids)
Biological process (GO): cell differentiation
Cellular component (GO): nucleus
Molecular function (GO): transcription cis-regulatory region binding
Source: RefSeq, a predicted model, not a curated record